CGGGGCCGGGGCUGUCAGCAUGGCGGGUGGCCCUGAGCCCUACAUUGAAAUAUUCGAGCAACCCAGGCAAAGGGGCAUGCGUUUCAGAUACAAAUGUGAGGGGAGAUCAGCAGGCAGCAUUCCAGGAGAGCACAGUACUGAAAACAACAAGACCUUCCCUUCCAUACAGAUUCUGAACUACUUUGGAAAAGUCAAAAUAAGAACUACAUUGGUAACGAAGAAUGAACCCUACAAGCCACAUCCUCAUGACCUGGUUGGGAAAGAUUGCAGAGAUGGCUACUAUGAAGCAGAGUUUGGACCAGAGCGGCGAGUCCUGUCUUUUCAGAAUCUGGGCAUUCAGUGUGUGAAGAAGAAAGACCUGAAGGAAUCAAUCUCUCUACGGAUCUCCAAGAAGAUCAACCCCUUCAAUGUGCCUGAAGAACAGCUCCACAACAUCGACGAGUACGACCUCAACGUGGUCCGCCUCUGCUUCCAGGCUUUCCUCCCCGACGAACACGGCAACUACACCUUAGCUCUUCCGCCUUUGAUUUCCAACCCCAUCUAUGACAACAGAGCUCCCAACACGGCAGAACUGAGGAUUUGUCGGGUGAACAAGAACUGUGGAAGCGUAAAAGGAGGAGAUGAGAUAUUUCUGCUGUGUGACAAAGUUCAGAAGGAUGAUAUCGAAGUCAGAUUCGUCUUGGACAACUGGGAGGCCAAAGGUUCCUUCUCCCAAGCUGACGUUCACCGUCAGGUAGCGAUCGUGUUCCGAACGCCGCCGUUCCUCAGGGACAUCACUGAGCCCGUCACGGUGAAGAUGCAGCUGAGGAGGCCAUCAGACCAGGAAGUCAGUGAACCCAUGGAUUUCAGAUACCUACCAGAUGAGAAGGAUCCGUAUGGCAACAAAGCAAAGAGGCAGAGAUCAACGCUGGCUUUGCAAAAGCUGAUAAAGGACUGUGGAUCAAGUGUGACAGAGAGGCCCAAAGUCGCUCCGUUCCCUGGUGUCCCUCCUGAAGGGAAGAUGAUUAAGAAAGAACCAAACAUGUUUUCCUCCUCACUGGUGAUGCCAGGGUUGGGAGCCUUGGACAACUCCAGUCAGAUCUACCCUGUGCGCAACCAGAUGCCCCAUGCACUGGCGCAGUUGGGGCCAGGGAAGCAGGACACGCUGUCCUCAUGCUGGCCACUGUGCAGCACCCUGAAUGCAGGCAGCAGCCUGCUCGGGGCACACACACAGAACAGCUUUGGGGCAGACAUGUCCCAGCCUGGUGCUCAGGGCAGCAGCUCCCUCCCAGCUUUCCACAACGCUCUGACCUGGCCUGAUGAGAAGGAUUCGGGCUUCUACCGGAAUAUCAGCAGCACGAACGGGCUGGGAGCGGUGUCGGUGUCCGGGGCAGACAUGCAGAGUGUGUCCAGUAACAGCGUCGCGCACGCAGCUCAUCCCUCCAGCAUCUCCACCGCCCCCAUUGUCAGCAUGGAGACCGACGACAUGACCUGCACCAAUAUGAACUUUGAUAAGUACAACCCCAUGCUGAACACGAGCAGCCCCAGGCAGCAGCUGCACGCAGUGCCUCCAGCCUGCCCAUCGGGAGCAGCCCCGGGCAGCAUGCCCUUCAACCCGCAGCCUAACUUAGCUGACCCGGCGCUUUACAGCUUUAUAGACCAUGAAGUUUUGAGUGAAUCAAGACUCUCCAGCAACCCCAUCCCAAACCCGCAGAGCAGCACUGCAGAUAACCAGUACUAUGACACCGAUGGUGUCCACGCUAACGAGUUCUAUCCGUCUUUCCAAUUUGAUAGCAUAUUACAGAACUUUAACCAUUGAACGGGUACAUAGACGCCUAGCUGUGAGAAGAAGAGUAACUUACCCUUCUGGAGGCCCUGCUUUCUCUUUCAGAAGGUUGCUCUGCAAGUUUCAUGAUAUAUAAAUCACAGCCCAAAGAGCAGUGCCCAUAAAAGAAAGAGAGGUGGGGGGACAGUAUGGGGUUCUGUACCUUAAAAAUACCUUGUAUACCUACUUUUACACUGUUGGAAAAGGAAACCGUUAACACUUAAAUCUUCCUGACCUUUGGGAACUGCAAAAGCUGGUGUCUUCAGAAGGGUUUUCAAACGCUUCACAGGGUUCAAACUGGUUGAAAAAGAACAAUUUUAUUUUUGCUAGGAAAAUUGGAUUUAAGUUUUAUUAGGACAGAAACUAAGGGAAGAAAAACCCUGCACAUGGGCACUGCAGUUCAGACUCACCUAACCCUGUUCAGGUUGGACUCAACUUGAAAGGUUUAGGUUUCUUACCCUCGUCCGUGCAAAAUAGUCUUCUAACCAUCAUCAUGCAUUCAUAUAUAUCUUCUUUUUUUACGGUCUCACCACAAUCCAUUUGCUUUGAAGGCAAAUUUACUCUUAAAAUCUUUUUAAUGACUAUGUCAUUGUUAGAUGUAUUUUUAACAGACCGGAAGGUUUGAGUUUUUUAAAGAGUCCAGCUCUGUUGUAAAUGAAUCACUGCACAAAAGAACGAACAGCAAGUGAGGACUUCUCUGCACUUCUUCCCAAGUGCACUGUUUUAAACGACAAACCCCAUUGCUUUAGGAAUGGAGCACGCUGGUAUUUCUCUGGAAGUUUUUUUGUGCACAUUGUCAUUUUGAACUGGGGAAAUCUGUUGAGCUGAAGCAUCUACCUGUUCUUUCCUCAGGCAUCAUGGCAGUUUCCUGCUAUGCAAGUGACUGCCUAAAAAGAAGGCUCAGAUCCUGCCUCCCCACCACAAGACAGCUUUUGGGGCAGAGCUGGAGGCAGUCCUAGGAACAACUCGCAGCCAUUGCAGUCUGCGCUAAGUACAAACACUCCUCUAUGCCGUACAUCAGAAACCAGAACUUAACUGCCUUCCACAUGAUUCCCAGUCUUCCUUCUUAGCCUGAGUUGUGAGAUGUUCAGUGGCAGCUCACAUGGAUGUAAAUGGCUAGGUUAAGACACUCUGCAUCAUAGGGCUUUGCUGGUUUAUUAUUAAUACUAUUAUUAUUUUUUAAGCAUCACUGCAGCAAGAAAUACUUGAGUAUUUCUUAAUUUAUACAGCUGUUUGGUAUGGCAAUUAAGGCUUAAGAAUCUCACUGUUACUGUUUGGCAACGUAAAACCGCACCAUGGGAA
This is a messenger RNA of Pezoporus occidentalis (night parrot), 3106 nucleotides long. It is a transcript of the gene REL, whose product is annotated as REL proto-oncogene, NF-kB subunit. Bases 20 to 1798 code for a protein of 592 amino acids. Lineage: Eukaryota; Metazoa; Chordata; Aves; Psittaciformes; Psittacidae. Gene Ontology annotation, biological process: innate immune response; canonical NF-kappaB signal transduction; non-canonical NF-kappaB signal transduction. Gene Ontology annotation, molecular function: RNA polymerase II cis-regulatory region sequence-specific DNA binding; DNA-binding transcription factor activity, RNA polymerase II-specific. The record is from RefSeq and is a predicted model, not a curated record. The transcript is spliced from 10 exons. Gene Ontology annotation, cellular component: cytoplasm.